Molecule: messenger RNA, 1719 nt
Organism: Erythranthe guttata (spotted monkey flower)
Lineage: Eukaryota; Viridiplantae; Streptophyta; Magnoliopsida; Lamiales; Phrymaceae
Source: RefSeq, a predicted model, not a curated record
AUGCGUAAUCGGGAGUGUCGUUUGGCAUUAAUUAAAUGGAGCCGCACAUUUCUUCGCCAACCUCAAAAAGUGAUCGAUGAUCUUCAUAAAAAAAUAAACCUUUUGAAAUCGGUCGAGCAAACGGAAACUAUUCGGGAGGAGAUUAACACACAUAGGGUAGAGCUAGAGCGAGCGUACGAGGAUAACGAUCUAUAUUGGCGCCAGAGGAGCCGGGUCCAAUGGAUAAAGGAAGGGGACAGGAAUACAAGGUUUUUUCACUCGACAACCACCAUUCGCCAUCGCACAAAUAGAGUGGAACGAAUUAAAAAUGCGGUGGAAAUAUGGACUGGGGAUAACGAGGGUAUUGAGCGUAUUAUAUCAGAAUACUUCGAACAUAUUUUCAAGUCUACGAACCCGAGGGAAGAGGAGAUAGAUGAGGUGUUGGAGUGCAUUGAGGCUCGUCUUGCCGGUGGAGCUAGUCAACUUCUGUCCCAACCUUACACUUCCGACGAGGUAACGAGAGCUAUCUCUCAAAUGGAUCCUCUCAAAUCUCCGGGCCCGGAUGGUUUGGCCAGGUUUCACCUUCGCAGGGGGCUGCGGCAAGGGGAUCCGCUAUCUCCAUAUCUGUUCAUAUGUUGUGCGGAGGUCCUCAUAGCCAUGGUCGCUAGAGUAUCUAAUAGUGGUGAAUUUCUUGGAGUUCAGGUGGCCCCAACAGCUCCGGUGGUUUCGUGCCUAUGUUUUGCAGAUGACACGUUGGUGUUUGAAAGAGCUACAGAGGAGUACGCACGGGUGCUAAAGAAUAUCUUGGGGAAAUAUGCCCGUGCAUCAGGACAGGAGAUCAACCAAGAAAAAUUGAUGGAAAAAUAUUUAGGAUUGCCGGCGGCUAUUGGAAGGACGAAGAAGGAAAUUUUUGCAUAUCUCCGAGAUAGGUUGUGGUCCAAGAUUAAAGGGUGGGGCGAAAAACAAUUAUCACGAGCGGGAAAAGAAGUCAUGAUCAAAGCGGUUCUCCAAGCUAUCCCAUCGUAUGUGAUGGGAUGUUUUCUACUUCCAGAAGGCAUUAUAAAUGACGUGGAGGCUGCAAUCAAACGAUAUUGGUGGGGUCAUGGGGGAAAUAGAGGUCUAGCGUGGGUGGCAUGGAACGAUAUGUGUAAAUCGAAGGGUAAAGGGGGAAUGGGCUUUCGGGAUCUCAAAUCUUUUAAUUUGGCUAUGAUUACUAAGCAGGUUUGGCGGAUCUUUACUAGUCCAAACAUGCUACUGUCUCGGGUUAUCUCUGCCAAAUAUUACCCUCAAGGGAGCUUAUUUAAUGCAACGCUUGGGUAUUGUCCGUCCUCGACUUGGCGCAACAUAUGGAAAACCAUCCCAUAUCUUCGGCAGGGGCUCCAACGACUAAUUGGUAACAGCCGAGAUACAUCAUUGUGGGCCGAUCCAUGGCUCAAAGAAGGAGGCUCGCUGUGCUUAUUCACCAAACGUCCAAUGGGGGUAGUCUUUCCAGACCGCGUUUCAGAUAUCAUCGACGACAGCUCUAAUUCUUGGAAUAUGGAUCUUUUAAAUGAGUUUAUCUGGCCGGUAGACAUUGAGCGCAUCUCAGCUGUUCCUUUGUGUAAUGGCCUUGCGGAUGAUAAGUGGGUUUGGCAUUGUUCCAAAAAUGGUCGGUUCUCUGUGAAGUCUUGCUACCAUAUGAUCCUGGCACAUCGGAUUGAGCAUGAAAAAUCGACGACAUGGCAAGGAGGGCGCUGGUAG